AAAAGAGCAGAGCAACAAAGCAAGAGAGAUAAACAAAGCCAUACAAUUUUCUUUCUUUGAGCAAAAAGCAGACCUUGAGAAGAUGUCUUCACCGCGAAGCUCAACUUCAUCAUCCUCCCCUCCGUCUUCCCUCCCCAACGGCGUCACCACUGGAGCAAACAACCCUAACCGUGAAGAGCCUACGGUGACGUCGACCCAACAACCCAACUCCGACGCCACCACUGGACCAAACAACCCUAACCGUGAAGAGCCUGCGGUGACGUCGACCCAACAACCCAACUCCGACGCCACCACUGGAGCAAACAACCCUAACCGUGAAGAGCCUGCGGUGACGUCGACCCGACAACCCAACCCCGUUGCUGUUCCGUCGCCCCACCGUUGCCACGACCCAAAUGCUGAAGUGGUAGCGUUACGUCCAAGGACGUUCUUAGCGGCGGGCAUAUGCGAAUUGUGCGGCAAAGAAUUUACACAAGAACAGAUUCGAGACUUUUAACAGGUGAGAACCCCACAAUCCAUAAAGGAGACAAAAGUGAGUAGAAGUGGAAAUGCGAGUAAUGCUAUAAGCGUAAAAAUGUUUGCAAAAUAAAGUUAUAUCUAAGCUUGUUUAUACCAUCUUUUCUAUUUAAACUAUGUAUCUUCUUUCUUGGUAAUAAUGUUUGUUUCCUUUUGAUAAUUUCCGUUUUCAAUGA
This is a messenger RNA of Brassica napus (rape), 689 nucleotides long. Its product is annotated as protein indeterminate-domain 6, chloroplastic-like. NCBI's taxonomy places the organism in Eukaryota, Viridiplantae, Streptophyta, Magnoliopsida, Brassicales, Brassicaceae. The record is from RefSeq and is a predicted model, not a curated record. The transcript has 2 exons. The coding region runs from base 83 to 493 and encodes 136 amino acids.